GACGUACUUCAAAAUAUAUAUAAACAAAUGAACGAAAUAUUUAUCAUGAGUGAAAAAAAAUGUCGAAAAGCUGCGAGUUUAGAGCUAAGUAUUUUACGAUGUACAAGAUCUGGAAACAUUGAAGAAUUUCGUGUUUAUUUAAAGGAAGCGAGGAAUGAGAUAUUAAGUUGGAGGCAUUCUAGAUCCGGGGAGACGUGUUUGUUAUUGUGUGCGAGAUAUGGGCAUAUUGACAUAUUACGGUAUUUGGUUGAAGAAUGUAACGAGAGUUUCGAGGAAUGGAAUAAUGAUGGCAAAAGAGCGCUACACGAGGCCGCUCUCGGAGGCCAUUUUGAAUGUGUGAAAUAUUUAAUCAGAAGAAAUGUUGAAAUUGAUUGUUUAAAGAGAGCUGAUUGGUUAGUUAGAGCUAAUUUGGUUUAAUUAUCACUAAUUAAUUAGUCAUUAUUAUGAAUUAUGUAUGCAAUAAUCAUCGUAUUAAAUAUCUCAUUGGCAUCAAUUUCAGCCAUAGUAUCUUCAGUUGUAGUGUAAUUUAUAACAUUAAUUGAUUGGCUGACUGAGUUACCGAUUUUAGUCGGCAAUGAACUACACAAGUAAAAACGCACAAGUUGUUACAAGUCUGCGAACAAGUUGUGUUCAGUUGUGACAAGUUGUUCCCAGUUGUUGGAACAAGUUUGGUACCAGGCUGUUAACAUGCAACUUGUGACAAGCUUGGUGGCAUUAUCAGACUUGUUACAAGGUUGUUACGUUCUAACAAGUUUGAUACAGUCAUGAUAUAACAAGAAUGUUGUUCUAACAAGUUUGAUACAUGCAGCCAUGAUAUAACAAGAAUGUUACAAGGUUGAUGGCACAAGGUUGUAACAAUAUUGUUCUAUCAUGACUGUAUCGGACUUGUUGGAACAACCUUGCAACAAAUCUGAUACCCCAAGUUGAUAACAAGUAUGGAACAACUUGUUAACAACUUGUAACAACCUGUUGACAAGCAGUGCGAACACAACAUGUUGACGGCUUGUUGGCAGACUUGCGACAAAAUGUGAGAUUUUUCAACAUUGACCUAGGACACCUCUGAUGCUCGCAUGUACAAAAGACAAUAUUGAGAUAAUUACUGAGUUGCUUAAAGCUGGAGCUAACCCGAAAUUAUUGAACAAAGAUGGAUGGAAUUCCUUUCAUAUUGCCACCAGGUAUGUAUUAAAAGCUUGGUUUACACAACCCUAUCAAAGUUUCUGUGAUCACAGUAGGAAUUUUGCUGUCACUGUCCAUCUUUUACUUCGUAAUAGGGAAGGUCAUGUUGAAAUUGUGCAACAUUUUCUGGAUGUUUUUCCUGAUAUUUGGGAUACCGUAAGUAACAAUGGAAGAACACCUCUACAUACGGCAGGUAUUAAAAUUUAAUUGGCAUAAUACACACCUGACCCAAUUUAUACAUGAGAAUAGAUCGCGCUAUUAAUUCCAGUAGUUCGCGCAAUUUCUUACUAUCCACGUACCUAAAUCGUAGUUAUCACACUCUUUGACUUUGGUCAUUAAUUUCGCGACUUCUGCACGCACAGAAACGCGUAUUUUUUACUCAGACGGAAUCACGGCUAAAAAUGAUAUCAAUUUAUCAUGAAUCUAUUUAUCAUAGUUUCUUUAAAUUAAUUUAAUUCAGCUUUGCAUGGACAUCUGGCAACAGUGGAACUCCUUUUGAAAUGGUAUGAUUUCGUACACGUUAACUGAUAUGUUUAUCAAAAUUAAGCUAAACUAAACUACAAAGUUAACCAACUUUGAGGCAUCUCGCCUCUAAAUGUCGCCGGCUAGAGCUACCCUGGAGCAGUUGCGAAAACUUCACGUUGUUCUUAAGUUUGUCAGAGCGAGCGCUGCACUGGAAUCGCAGAGCAACAGCCGUUCGAUUCCCGCAGCAAGUAUUCAGAGAAAACUGUGUUUGGUGAAGCCAAACUGGUGGUACUCCAUGACUCAUAGGCGACUGCCGGGGGAAACUCUAAUCAGACAACUGGAUAUUGCGAUAUUUUGAACACAUGCAGGUCAUAAAGAAGAAAUGAAUGCAUAUAUGCACUAUUAAACGGCCACGUUAUCAGCGGUAAGGCCUGUUUUUAUACGUCGAAUUUAAUUCAGACAAAUAGUUAAUUCGUUACUGAUUAAAUUCGUCAAUUGGUCGACAUUCAUUCCAUGAACUAGCAGCGAUCAUGGAUUACCCAGAAAUAAGAACCACGAGAUCAGAAAGAGAGAAACAGACUUUAUGAACGGAAGACGCGCUACAGACGUUGUAAACGUCUGACCAUGACGGAUAAAACGUCUUGGACGAAUUUAAUUCAUCAGACGAAAUUCAGUAAUUCGUUUCAUACGAUGCACCACCGUCGCAUUUAAUUUGUUCAAAUAAAUUCGACGAUAGUGCAACAUAUGAAACAUGCCUGAAGCAUGAUGCUGUUUCGAUAACGUACUCGUGUUAUUUCGCGACUAAAAAUGUAAACGUCUUCCUGAUUAAUUUGCUAGUGGCAGGUAUACAUCAGACUUUGCAGAUUCAUGUGGUACUACACCACUUAUGGACAGUUUCCGAGGCAAUUACGUUGAUGUGGCGUCACUUCUUAUUACUAAGGUAAAUGAUAAAUGUAGAGACACCACCUUCACGGCGGAAGAAAAUCAUUUUCUUCCUGGGAGCACAACCAGGAGAUAAAAUUUCCUGUAAACCAACUGAGUAUUUUUGUAUCAUACACAAAACAAAGAUCUUAUAUCUUGUAGCAAGUCUGCCAACAAGCCGUCAACAAGUUGUGUUCGCACUGCUUGUCCCAAUAUGGAACAACUUGUUAACAGUUGCAACAAUCGUUUUGAUAUUAUUGCAAGGUUGUUCCAACAAGUCCAAUGCAGUCAUGAUAUAACAAUAUUGUUACAACCUUGUGUCGUCAACCUUGUAACAUUCUUGUUAUAUAUCAUGACUGUAUCAGAUUUGUUAAAACAACCUUGUAACAAGUCUGAUAAUGCCAUCAAGCUUGUUACAAGUUGUUAACAGCUUCUCCCAAACUUGUUACAACAACUGGGAACAAGCAGUGCGAACACAACUUGUCGACAGCUUGUGAACAGAUUUAUAACAACUUGUUUGUAGACCUGUAACAACUUGUGCGUGUUUACGUGUGUAGCUGACCAUAGACUUUACUAGUCACCUAACACAAUGAAAUAUUUUACAUAUUAAGCACCACGCAAGACCAGAAGCAAAGGAUAAACUAGGACGACAAUGUAUACACAUUGCAGCCCAAUCUGCUUCCUUGUUAUCCCUCAAGUUCCUGCAAGAGAAAAUGAAGAUUGAUGUUCGGAAUGCUGUAGAUUAUUCAGGAAUGAGUGCUUUACAUAUCGCGGCAAAGGUAGGCAUAAAAUGAUGUGCGUAAUAUACAUGAAUUUGUCAGGGUUAGAACUUAGAGCUCCACAACUGGACUCUGUAGCUCAGUUGGUUAGAGCUCGACAACUGUCUCUCUGUAGCUCAGUUGGUUAGAGCUCGACAACUGUCUCUCUGUAGCUCAGUUGGUUAGAGCUCCACAACUGUCUCUCUGUAGCUCAGUUGGUUAGAGCUCCACAACUGUCUCUCUGUAGCUCAGUUGGUUAGAGCUCCACAACUGGACUCUGUAGCUCAGUUGGUUAGAGCUCGACAACUGGACUCUGUAGCUCAGUUGGUUAGAGCUCGACAACUGGACUCUGUAGCUCAGUUGGUUAGAGCUCCACAACUUGACUCUGUAGCUCAGUUGGUUAGAGCUCGACAACUGUCUCUCUGUAGCUCAGUUGGUUAGAGCUCGACAACUGUCUCUCUGUAGCUCAGUUGGUUAGAGCUCGACAACAGUUGUAGCUCAGUUGGUUAGAGCUUGACAACUGUCUCUCUGUAGCUCAGUUGGUUAGAGUUCGACAACUGUCUCUCUGUAGCUCAGUUGGUUAGAGCUCGACAACUGUCUCUCUGUAGCUCAGUUGGUUAGAGCUUGACAACUGUCCUCUGUAGCUCAGUUGGUUAGAGCUUGACAACUGCCCUCUGUAGCUCAGUUGGUUAGAGCUCCACAACUGUCUCUCUGUAGCUCAGUUGGUUAGAGCUCGACAACUGUCUCUCUGUAGCUCAGUUGGUUAGAGCUCGACAACUGUCUCUCUGUAGCUCAGUUGGUUAGAGCUCGACAACUGUCUCUCUGUAGCUCAGUUGGUUAGAGCUCGACAACUGUCUCUCUGUAGCUCAGUUGGUUAGAGCUCCACAACUGUCUCUCUGUAGCUCAGUUGGUUAGAACGCUGACCGGAAUCGCAGGGUCACAGGUUUGAUUCCUACCAGAGGGCUUAUGGUUGCAUUUCUCGCAAAAUGAAAAAAAACGAAACGAGUGAAAAAAACUGAAUGGAAAAAAAAUGAAUCUGCAAACAAUUAUUUUACUUUUCUACUUGUAUAGGAAGGACAUGAUGAAGCUGUGACGUUCUUGUUGGAAGCUGGAAGUGAAAUAAACCGCCAGGACAACAACGGAAGAACAGGUGAAUGUGGAUAUAUCACUGUUAGUGCUAGAACCACAAAUCAAGUUAGUUUAGGUUUCCUCCUGUAGUAACACUGGAUCAAUAAGAGAUGAUCCUUACUGGAUCUCUAGGGAGAACAGUUUAUAACUGAUAGAGCUGUCUAUUAUAAAUAAAGUUUAGUUUAGGUCUCCUCCUGUAGUAACACUGGAUCAAUAAGAGAUGAUCCUUACUGGACCUCCAGAAAGAACAGUUUAAAACUGGUAGAGUUAUCCAGUAUAAAUAAAGUUAGUUUAGUUUAGGUUUCCUCCUGUAGUAACACUGGGUCACUAAGAGAUAACUUUUACUGGACCUCUAGGAAGAACAGUUUAGAACUUAUAGAGCUACCCAGUUCAGUAGUUUAGUUUCGCCCCUAAUGUCAGAUCGUUCCCUCAUUUCAGCCCUCCAUCUGGCAUCUGCUGCUGGUCAAGCAUCGACUGUAUCUGGGCUCAUAUCCCACCAUGAAUGUGACGUCACAUUAACGGACAUUAAUAAACUAACGGCUUCGGAUUUAGCUUUAAAACCUGAAGUAAGAGAGAUCUUCUCCAAAUAUGAAGAGAACUUCAAAACUCAGAACGUCGACACUGCUUUGGUAGUGUGUACUUGAGAAUGUAGUAUUAUAUGGCAUUCUAUUCUUGUACAUAAGAUGACAAAAACGUCCUGCAAGAUACAAGAACAUUUCCUGCGAAUAUAUUUUGUUAAACACUUCCUGGCAGCAGUGCUACCCAGGGGCGCAGGAAGCAUCAAAAGAUUGGGGGGGGGGCACCGCUUCCAGGGGCACUUUUGGAUAUUGAAAAGGG
Molecule: messenger RNA, 5285 nt
Organism: Paramuricea clavata
Lineage: Eukaryota; Metazoa; Cnidaria; Anthozoa; Malacalcyonacea; Plexauridae
Source: the annotation of a GenBank genome assembly